Messenger RNA from Pseudocercospora fijiensis CIRAD86, 2052 nucleotides. RefSeq lists its product as uncharacterized. Gene Ontology annotation, cellular component: glutamate-cysteine ligase complex. Bases 1 to 2052 code for a protein of 683 amino acids. The record is from RefSeq and is a predicted model, not a curated record. Gene Ontology annotation, molecular function: glutamate-cysteine ligase activity. Lineage: Eukaryota; Fungi; Ascomycota; Dothideomycetes; Mycosphaerellales; Mycosphaerellaceae. Gene Ontology annotation, biological process: glutathione biosynthetic process. The transcript is spliced from 6 exons.
AUGAUUGGCACCGAUGUCUCCAACGCUGCAGUGGCCCGCUGUGACAGGUUGGUCACACUGGGCCGGGCGAACUCUGCAGUAGGUACACCACUCGAUUGGCCUGAGGCCAAGAAGGUCGCAGGUCAUGUACGCCAGUGGGGCAUCGAGCAACUACUGGCAAUCUGGAACCGAGCCAAAGGCAAGGAGCGAGAUGCAUUGCUGUGGGGAGACGAGAUCGAGUAUCUCGUCGUCUCCUUCGACGACGAGCAGAGGAAGGUCAAGCUUUCCUUGCGCCAGGCCGAUAUCCUCGAGGCCCUCGCAAAUGAUGAAGAGUUGCUCAGACAAGGUGGCGGUGUGCCCGACCUGGCCAAGCGCGAGGUGAAGACCGCAUGGCCAGCACCGACAUUUCAUCCUGAGUUCGGACGAUUCAUGCUCGAGGCAACGCCCGGGAAACCCUGGAGCAUUAAUUUCAAAGACCUACUAGAUGUCGAGACAGACAUGAAGUGGAGACGAAAGAUUGCGAAAGACCACAUCUACAGCCACGAGUAUCCAAUCACCCUAACAACUUUCCCACUCCUUGGCGACAGAAAAUCAAUAACGCCAUACUAUCCACCGUCUGGGCCAAAGCUUCGAUCACAAUUUGUGCCAGACGAGAUCGCAAAUCCUCACAUACGAUUCCCUACUUUGGCUGCCAACAUCCGAUGGAGGCGCGGCAGGAAGGUGGAGUUGAAUGUGCCGGUCUUUGUCGAUGAGAACACACCACGGCCUUUCAAAGAUCCGACAGUGGACUAUGACCUACAUAAUUGGCCAGAGGAUGACGACGUUCGAAAUGGAGCCGCCAAGACUGAUUGUGUCUACAUGGAUGCGAUGGCAUUUGGUAUGGGCUCUUGCUGCCUGCAAAUUACUUUCCAGGCAAAAAGCAUUUCUGAAGGACGGACAAUGUACGACCAAUUAUCACCGCUUGGGCCGAUCUUGCUGGCACUCACUGCUGCAACGCCGCUAUACAAAGGUUUCUUGGUUGAUAGCGAUGUGAGAUGGAAUCAAAUCAGUCGUGCCGUCGACGAUCGUACUCCGGAAGAAUUGGGCGAGAAACCGCUGAAGAACGAUCGUUGGCGGAUACCAAAAUCACGCUAUGCCAGUAACAGCACAUACAUUGCACAGGAUCCUCGUCUCCGGCCAGAGUACCUAGACCCGGACCUUGUCGUUGAUGAGCAGCUCAAAGCGCGUCUGACUGAGGGUGGUAUGGACGAUCUGCUCGCAACUCAUUUUGCGCAUCUGUUCAUUCGCGACCCGAUCGUCGUUUUCUCCGAGGACCUCAAGGAGUUGGAUCUUGACAAAGCUGAUCACUUUGAGAACCUCCAAAGCACGAAUUGGCAGCAUAUGCGAUUCAAACCACCACCACCGGGAAGUGACAUUGGCUGGCGAGUUGAGGUGCGGCCGAUGGAGAUACAAAUCACCGAUUUUGAGAACGCAGCCUUUUCGGUCUUUGUCGUUCUGAUCACGCGAGCCAUGCUGAGUUUCGAUCUGAACUUCUACUUGCCGAUACCGCGAACAACUCAGAAUAUGGAGACCGCCCACAACCGGGACGCAGUACUCAACGAAAAAUUUUAUUUCCGGAAAGAUCCUCUUCCUCGACGGCAUUCUAGAACAAAUGUCACCACUCCAUCGGAGCCAAAUACACCGCAGCCAAGCCGGCCGCAAAGCCCUGGACCCGUUGAGGACGAAUAUGAACUCAUGACAGUAGACGAGAUCAUCAAUGGACAACGGGAUGGCGGGUUCCCUGGUCUGAUCCCUCUGGUGGAAUCGUACCUCGAUAGCAUCAAUGUCGAUGUUGAAACGAGGUGCGAGCUUGCCAAAUAUCUGGCGCUGAUUCGCGGAAGGGCAAGUGGCAAAUUGUGGACUGCCGCUAAAUGGAUACGGCAUUUCGUAAGGGAGCAUCCAGAAUACAAGAAAGACAGUGCUGUGCCAGAGAGUGUGGUUUACGACCUGGUCAAGGCUGCGGAGCGAGUUACGGUACACGAAGGAAGGGACGGCUUUGCGCUGGAAAUGCUUGGGCAGUGUCGUGAACGGUGA